CGGGCCAAGCCUUUAAGGCAAAUCAAUACCGCACGUCUUAAAAAAUUCUCGCGUAAAAAAUCUUGGGAAUUGUCGAGUUUUUUCGAUCUCGGCUCGUCACACACAAAUAUUUGUCGAGAGCAACGGCUUUUCAGCUUAACUAACGGCACCAAACUCGACUAACGCAGAUCCAAAACGGGGUCAAAAAUUAAACCGACACAGACUCGGACUGUACUAGCCUGGGAAAGAAAGAGAAAAUCUAUCAACUGUUCAAGUUCAACGAUCGGUCGUCGCGCCGAUUUUGCACUAAUUUACGAAUUCGUUUACGAUUUUCGCACACAAAACGACCCAUAACACACUCGGAGGGACAUGGCACGGCUAUUUAGGCGGUUUCCGCGGCACAACAUCGCACUUUAACCAAGAUUUCCGGACCAAACUUGAUAAUCUCUCUCUCUCGUGGAAUUUUUUGGAAAAAAAAUUAGACAGAGAUAGCAAAACGCUCUGUAAAGAAAACAGAAAUAUUUCUUUUGUGGAAGAAAUCGUAAAAACUUGUUGUUGGCAUCACUGAACCCCCUAGUUGGUUAGUUUUUUUUUGCGACAAAUGUCAACGUGACAUUUCCAUCAAACGACGAGGUUUGAAUUAAUAGCAUCAACAUGUCUGACGAUGAAGAAGUACAGUUUGUGAAAAAGCCAAGGACUAUUCAUUAUGGCUCGUUGGAGGAGGCCGAAAGAGCUAGGUUAGCAGCCGGAGAUGGAAACGAGGAUAACAAUGAAAAGGCCGAAAGCACCUCGGCGAACCCGCCACAGGUCCAUAUUUCCACAGAAUACAUGGAGCUUGAGGAUGCCAUGUCCAGAGACAAGCAAGCCCUCUUGGAAGAGUUCGAACGUCGUCGCAAAGCCCGCUCUAUUAACGUGUCCACCGACGACGCCGAAGUGAAACGAAACCUUCGUCAGUUGGGAGAACCGAUCUGUUUAUUCGGGGAAGGACCCGCCGAUCGACGUUCUCGCCUACGUGAAAUACUAAGUCGCAUCGGUGAAGACGCAGUUAUUCGACGCGAAGCUGAAGAAGAACGAAAAAUAUUUGAAAGAGAUUUAGAAACAACAUGGUAUCACGAAGGACCAGAAAGUUUGCGAAUAUCUAGAUUAUGGAUAGCUCAUUAUUCACUUCCACGAGCCAAGGCCCGACUUGAAGAAGCUAGAAAAGCGAAAGAUCUAUCAACCGCUACUAAAACAGCCAAAAAACAAGAAAUACAGAAAAAGUUGCAAAUUAUGUCAAUUUAUUCCAGUCAAAUUGGGGAUUCGAGACCGAUUGCGUAUUGCCAGUUUAGUCCAGAUUCUAAGCUUUUGGCAACAGCAGGAUGGAGUGGGUUGUGCAAAGUGUGGUCAGUACCAGAUUGCACACUGAAACAAACACUAAAAGGUCAUGCUUGUAACGCCAGUGCGAUUAUUUUUCAUCCUAAAGCGACAAUAAGUCAGGAGGAAAACAUCUGUAAUAUGGCGUCGUGUGCAGCCGAUGGUUCAGUGAAAUUGUGGGAUUUUCAAAGCGAGGAACCUAUCGCCGAUAUUGAGGGUCAUAUGCCACAUCGUGUCUCCCGGUUAGGUUUUCAUCCCUCAGGACGGUUUCUAGGAACUUGUUGUUUUGACUGUUCUUGGAGAUUGUGGGAUCUGCAGCAAUGCACCGAAGUGUUGCACCAAGAAGGACAUGUCAAACCUGUCUAUUGUAUAUCCUUCCAAAUUGAUGGAUCAGUUUGUGCCACAGGCGGUUUAGACUCGUUUGGCCGCGUGUGGGAUUUAAGAACUGGAAGAUGCAUAAUGUUCAUGGAGAGUCACUUAAAAGCAGUUUUAGGAAUAGAUUUUUCCCCCGAUGGUUACCACAUUGCAACCUCUAGCGAAGAUAACACUUGUAAAAUUUGGGAUUUGCGAAAACGUUCCGUUUUGUAUACAAUCCCCGCUCAUACGAAUUUAAUUUCGGAUGUGAAGUUUCAAAGGGAGAGUGGCGAUUAUUUAAUUACCGCUUCGUAUGAUAAUACGGCAAAAUUAUGGACAAAUCGGACUUGGCAACCUUUGAAGACUUUAUCAGGCCAUGAUGGCAAAAUCAUGUCGGCUGAUAUAUCGCCCGAUAAUCAGUAUAUUGCGACUGCUUCUUAUGAUCGGACUUUCAAAUUUUGGGCACCCGAAGAACAAAAAUAGAUUUUAUUGCUAUAAACUGUUUUGUACAAAACAAUAAGUUAAAAAGUAUAAAUAAAAUAGAUUA
Tribolium madens (black flour beetle) is the source of this 2233-nucleotide messenger RNA. It is a transcript of the gene U4-U6-60K, whose product is annotated as U4/U6 small nuclear ribonucleoprotein Prp4. Gene Ontology annotation, biological process: mRNA splicing, via spliceosome. Gene Ontology annotation, molecular function: U4 snRNA binding; protein binding; U6 snRNA binding. The record is from RefSeq and is a predicted model, not a curated record. NCBI's taxonomy places the organism in Eukaryota, Metazoa, Arthropoda, Insecta, Coleoptera, Tenebrionidae. The transcript has 7 exons. Gene Ontology annotation, cellular component: U4/U6 x U5 tri-snRNP complex. Bases 634 to 2169 code for a protein of 511 amino acids.